GCGCAUGUGCGGCUUCACUCAGGAAGAGUUGGAAAUCAUAACAUGGUCGCGUGUGGGAAAGCAUGAUACUGACAUGAGCACGGAUUGAAGUGAAGGAGACUAAUCAGAAGAGCAAAUUAAAACACUUAAAAUGCCGGUCAGGAACACAGUGACCAGUGGGCUGCCCAAUAGCAAAGUGAGAUACUCAAAGCUUGCAAGUGAUGAUGACGGCUACAUUGACCUUCAGUUUAAGAGAAGUCCACCCAAAGUCCCGUAUAAGGCGAUUGCCCUGGCAACUGUUCUCUUUCUUAUCGGCACAAUUUUGAUCGUCAUUGGAGCUCUUCUGUUAGCGGGAUACUUUGACAUUCAAGAUCACCGCGACCGCACUAUACCGGUCCUCAUCAUUGGAAUCCUUGUCUUCCUGCCCGGAUUCUACCACUUGCGCAUCGCCUACUAUGCUUCUAAGGGCUACCCAGGCUACUCCUACGAUGACAUCCCAGACUUUGAUGACUGAGUAACAUGGAACAUUGUGACAGCUUGCUGACAUUUCUGAUAGAUCUCUGAAGAAGAGCCUUCUUUUAUGUGCAGACAGACAAAGCUGCAGUCUUGACAAGCUCUCAUUUUGAAGUAAAGUACUACAUGGAGAAAAGAUGGUAUGUGUUAGCUCCGAAGAUUUUAUGUUGAUGAAAAGUGCUUCUAAAGAGGCUGGUAAUUCGAGCAUAAAGAAUUCACCAUCUGCAUGAAUGUUCCACAGUUAAGUAAUAGAAAAGUGCUUGUAGCAUUUGUGUUCCUACUUUGCCAUGUUGCAGUUAAUAAACCAUGUAUGGUUGUGAUUAAAAUUGAGGCAAGGGGGGGAAGCAGCCUAGUGGAAACGUGUUCCCAGUGUCUGUUUUAUAUUUAACGUUGCGUUUGAUAUGUUACGGUAGAAGGAGUAGAGGAGGGAAACUUGUCAUCAGUUCUACUUCCAGAAAUGCUCUGUAAAACUGUUCUCCUGUAGUUUAAUCUACACCCAGUUUUACAGUUUUGACUGGACACUACAAAUGUUGUGGCUUUCUACUGAAGAUUCAGUAUUGCAUUCCACUUCUUUUAUAUCACAAUUUGAUACAUUUCAGAGAUGUAAUCACUAAAACAUCUGGGACCUUGAGAAUGAAGUGAAUGUGUCGUGUUUUAUUUAUUUAGCACUAACCCAUAGUUCAGAUGUUUCCUGGUUGUUCUACUGUAUUCAUUUUCUAUAUUUCAGAAGUUACUUCCAAUGCUACAUCAUCUUCAGAAUUGCACUCCCAGUUGUUUGUUGAUUUGUUGUUCCUGUAAAAAAUAAAGAAUUUGAAUAAUUUAACUUAA
Molecule: messenger RNA, 1320 nt
Organism: Colossoma macropomum (tambaqui)
Lineage: Eukaryota; Metazoa; Chordata; Actinopteri; Characiformes; Serrasalmidae
Gene: tmem230b
Product: transmembrane protein 230b
Exons: 4
Coding region: 131-493 (120 amino acids)
Biological process (GO): synaptic vesicle transport
Cellular component (GO): endomembrane system; synaptic vesicle
Source: RefSeq, a predicted model, not a curated record